Molecule: messenger RNA, 2262 nt
Organism: Syngnathoides biaculeatus (alligator pipefish)
Lineage: Eukaryota; Metazoa; Chordata; Actinopteri; Syngnathiformes; Syngnathidae
Gene: oxtra
Product: oxytocin receptor a
Exons: 2
Coding region: 281-1441 (386 amino acids)
Biological process (GO): female pregnancy; G protein-coupled receptor signaling pathway; positive regulation of vasoconstriction
Cellular component (GO): membrane
Molecular function (GO): oxytocin receptor activity; vasopressin receptor activity; peptide binding
Source: RefSeq, a predicted model, not a curated record
GCUCCUCUGUUUUGCUGCACUUUUAUCCACUUUUUUUUUUCCCGCCACAGUCAGUUUAUUUUUGCUUGACAGUGAUUUUUUUUUUUUUUUACAUCAGUGAACACAAGUGAGUUUUAGUUUCUUUUAUUUUAUUUAUUUAUUUUUUUUUAAACGUUGCUGGUGUUUGGGUUUUCUGAUGUCGGGAAGCAGAUUUCUGGGCCACCGCCUUCUAAAUUGCGCUCACUGAACCGCGCGCAAAACAUGUUUGGAGGACCUUUGGUGUGACGCACGGACUGCGCCAAUGGAGAGCUUUGCGAAUCAAAGCGACUUGUGGCCGGCGAACGACUCGUGGUCCUCCGAGCCCAACCAGACGAACCCCCUGAAGAGGAACGAGGAGGUGGCCAAGGUGGAGGUGAGCGUCCUCGCCCUGAUUCUCUUCCUGGCGCUCGCCGGCAACCUGUGCGUCCUGGCGGCCAUCCACAGCGCCAAGCACAGCCAGUCGCGCAUGUACUACUUCAUGAAGCACCUGAGCAUCGCCGACCUGGUGGUGGCCGUCUUCCAGGUCCUGCCGCAACUCAUCUGGGACAUCACCUUCCGCUUCUACGGGCCGGAUCUGGUGUGCCGGCUGGUCAAGUACCUGCAGGUGGUGGGAAUGUUCGCCUCCACCUACAUGCUGGUGCUCAUGUCCGUGGACAGGUGCCUGGCCAUCUGCCAGCCUCUGCGCUCCUUGCACAGGAGGAAGGACCGCUUCUACGUGGUGUUCUCCUGGAGCCUGAGCAUGCUCCUCAGCGUGCCCCAAAUGUUCAUCUUCUCCCUCCGCGAGGUGGGCUCGCCCGGCUCCGGUGUGUACGACUGCUGGGGCGACUUCAUCAUGCCGUGGGGAGCCAAGGCGUACAUCACGUGGAUCAGCCUGACCAUCUACAUUAUCCCGGUGGGAAUCCUGAGCGCGUGCUACGGUCUGAUCAGUUUCAAGAUAUGGCAGAACUUCAAGCUGAAGACCAGGCGGGAGCAGUGCAUCAGCCUGACGCCCAAAAGCGACAAAGGGGGCAGCGCCCUGGCGCGGGUCAGCAGCGUCAAGCUCAUCUCCAAAGCCAAGAUGACCACCGUCAAGAUGACUUUUGUCAUCGUGCUGGCUUACAUCGUGUGCUGGACCCCCUUUUUCUCCGUGCAGAUGUGGUCCGCCUGGGACCCUGCCGCCCCACGCGAGGCGAUGCCCUUCAUCAUCUCCAUGCUGCUGGCCAGCCUCAACAGCUGCUGCAACCCGUGGAUCUACAUGUGCUUCGCAGGCCACCUCUUCCACGACCUCCGGGAAAACUUGCUGUGCUGCUCGGCCCGCUACCUCAAGUCGGCGCAGUGCCGCUGCGAGCGCGACUUGGACUCGGGCCACAAGAGCAUCUCGUCCUCAUUCGUCAUUCGGAGCGCCGGCAGCCAGAGGAGCAUCACGCAGACGUCAAGCACGUGAGCGAGCACUCGCCCGACAAAUCUACGAAAGCCCGACUGGGCCUGGAGGACGCUCAGAAAAGAUAAAAAAAAAUCAUUAUUUAAUUUCAAAUCCAGCUGUUUAGGAUGUAAAUAGAGAAUGAUUUAUGGCUCUAUGAAAUCUUUGAGUGCAAUGAAUAUUUUCAGGGCAAUUAAGGACUAAGACAAGCAAAUCGACAACAAGCUUGUUUUUAAGUUUUUCUUUGUUUUUAUUGAACAUUGUAUAUAUGUGUAUGCAAACAUACAUAUUCCAAAAAUAAUCUUUUCUAAACUUAAUAAUGCUUAGUUGUGAAACAAACUAUUAAUUGGACAUUUCAUUCAUAGUGAUUCAACCAACCCUGUAAAUGAAAUUGAUAUGUAAAUUACGUAAAAGCUUUCAAUUAGAAAAAACUAAUUGUUUCUUAUUAUACAGUAUUCAUAUUGCCUAGCUAUUUAAAUUGUACUUGUGUCGUCAGUUCAUCACGGAAAAUUUGGAGGGCGACUGGAGGUUUUUCUCAUAUUUUGGUGACCUCAUUUAUAGUGACGAGAAGUCAAAAUAUUAAGAAGACCUCUCAGAGUGAUGCAGUGGAAUUCGAUACUACAAUAAUAAUUACAAUUGGACAUCAAUUUAAUAUUGUGUGCAUGUACAUACUGUAUAUACUCGGUGUGCAGCCAAUGCAAAAGAAAGUACCGCUGACGUUAUCAGACCUGUGUGCGCGCACGUGUUAUACACGUGUGCCGUAUUGUGCUUCACGUUGUUGCAUCUGCAGUUGAUUCCAUUGUCAAAUAUUUAUAUAGUGUACCGUGAAAAACUGUCAUUUAAGA